AUGAAGUGGCUCGUCGUUUUGGCUGCCCUCGUGGCUUUCGCUGAAUGUCUCCAUAAGAUGCCCCUGAUUAAGGGAAAAUCUGCCAGGCAAACCCUCAAAGAGAAAGGGUUGUGGGAGGAGUACAGGAAGAAUCACCCAUACAACCCAACAGCCAAGUUCUACAACAGUGGCACCGAGUCCAUGACCAAUGACGCUGACGUAAGCCCAGAUUAUUGUAUAAAAUUGCAAAACUUAAAAAUGCAUUCCUCUGCAGAGAACCACAAUCAAUUCAACCCAUCACAGUCAUCCACCUUCCAGUGGGGUGACGAGUCUCUGUCCAUCCAGUACGGGACUGGCAGCAUGACUGGGUUACUGGGCAGCGACACUGUUCAGGUGGGCGGCAUCUCUGUGGCCAAGCAGGUGUUUGGAUUGAGUGAGUCAGAAGCUUCCUUCAUGACUUACAUGCAGGCUGAUGGGAUCUUAGGACUGGCCUUCCAGAGCAUCGCCUCUGACAAUGUUGUACCAGUUUUUAACAACAUGAUCACUCAGGGGCUGGUGUCAGAGCCCAUUUUCUCAGUCUACCUGAGCGGCAAUAGUGCACAGGGCAGCGAGGUGGUCUUUGGUGGUACUGACAGCACCCACUACACUGGAACAAUCACCUGGAUCCCUCUGUCUUCUGCCACCUACUGGCAGAUCAACAUGGACAGUGUUACCAUCAACGGGCAGACUGUAGCCUGCUCUGGCGGGUGCCAGGCCAUCAUCGACACUGGCACCUCCCUGAUUGUUGGUCCAACCACUGACAUCAACAAUCUGAAUAGCUGGGUUGGAGCCUCAACCGACCAGUCAGGAGACGCUACAGUGAACUGCCAGAACAUCCCGAGCAUGCCUGAUGUCACCUUCACUCUCAAUGGAAACGCCUUCACAGUCCCUGCAUCUGCCUAUGUUUCUCAGAGCUCCUCUGGUUGUAUGACUGGCUUUGGUCAGGGUGGCACCAUGCAGCUCUGGAUCUUGGGAGAUGUUUUCAUCCGGGAAUACUAUGCCGUCUUUAAUGCCCAGUCCCAGAACAUCGGUCUGGCCAAGUCAGCGUAA
Messenger RNA from Neolamprologus brichardi, 1068 nucleotides. NCBI's taxonomy places the organism in Eukaryota, Metazoa, Chordata, Actinopteri, Cichliformes, Cichlidae. The record is from RefSeq and is a predicted model, not a curated record.